GAUUUCAGGGUCCCUAACAACAAGCGAGCCGAUGGUGUCGAGUAUUUUUGCUGGGGACUUCCGUGUAAUGCUGGACGAAAAUGUUAACACGGAGAAAGAUUCCAAGUUUGAGUUCCACUUUCCGUUCCCGGCAGCUCUCCGAACUUUCUGUACUGGGAUGGAGUUCACUUAGCCACGGAGCGCCCCCACCCCCUUACUUUUCAAGUUGUGAAGGUGGCACCUGCGCGAAAAUGAAGAAGCCACCUAGUGACAGCUGUCUCCUGUUAGUGCAGGCACGAACGGCAGUGGCGACAAUUCCGUCUCCGCGAGUCGCUCGUGCAUCUCCUUCUUUCUUUCUGUCUCUCACGGUUUUCGAGACUUUCCGCCAGGACGCACGUGGCGCAGGCGGCUGCGUCAGGGUGUGUUUGCACGACCACGCCCCUUUUUAGUCUAAGGAGGGGUGGUGGAAAAAAAAAAGAAAAAAAAACUUUUUUGUAUCGAAGGAAUCAACAGCCGCCAUCUUGUCGCGGUCCUAGGUCUGGAUUUGCGUGGAAUCUUGGUUUUUUUUAUUUACCCCCUCGCUAAUUAGUGCUGGGGUGCGCAAAUCCUGACUGACAAUUUCCCAGAAGGUUGAUUAUUUUCCAGGCUUCCAUGCGGAAAUAGUAAAGAAAACCAGGAGUCCGGGACGCUAUCUUUCGAGAAGGAUUCCCCCUCUGCUUGAAGAGCUGGUUUCCCUUUCGGCGAGAGCUGCUUCAGUCCGUGUUGCACUCGCGGGGUUUACCGGUAACCAUCGAGUGGCGUCUGGGGAGACGAGCGACUGGGUAAAGUGCAGACACGCCGGAAAAUUCUUUGGUUUUCUCCUGCAGCGCCUAUGCAUGCUGCCCGGCAAAGACGCUGAAAACCGAGCUGUUGCGUUCUUUAUGCAAAUAUGUCGACAAUUAGACUAAUGACGCUUGAAGAGGAGGACGACGUGUGCUGAAUGAUUUUCUACAGACAUUCGUACAGAUAAUGUGGGUGUUGGACUGUCAUGGGGUGAAUGACACUAGCGAAGCGGGGCGCUGUUGCCACCGUUUUCAGAUAGUGCUUCAGCCUUAGCCUUCGACGACGAAGGUGUUACCGACUUGUCUGGAGAUUUGUGUUUUCUUUUGAAGGGGUCACUUAUUUUGGCAAGUGUUUGCAUCGGGGACAUGGCUGAGAAAAAAACAUUAGACGGAGCACCCAACGCCAAACGGCCGAAAUUGAAUUCGCCUGUGAUGUCAUCCUCCGAUGGAGCAGAUUUCAGAACGUUGUUUGACCUUGAAAAUGAUCUACCAGAUGAGCUUAUUCCAAAUGGAGAAGCAACCAUCCAAAGCAUGGCCACUAAUGGUGGGGUUGGAGGAGGAGUAACAAGCAUAACAUCAGAUACUUCUCUGAAGCACAAGCACCUGCCUGAACUUCUUCGUCCUGGGUGCACCUCCAUUCUUAACACUAGUAACAACCAGCUGGGAAUGGGAUCCCUCGUCAAGAAUCCACUAACCCAGACACUUCCGUCACCUGCCUCAAGUCUUGGAAUUCUGCUACCAAACACUGCUAGUUCCCAAGUCCAGAAGCAAAUGAGUGUCCAAGGAGGGAAUGCUGUACCUGGUACUACUGCCAAUGAGACACAUGUGGGAAUCGGCAUCAGCAGUAAUUUCAGUCAGACACUGCUGAAUACGGCACAUGGACUUUUAAAUCAGUCUUCCCAUCCUCAAGGACAGGUCAUGAAUGGCACGCUUGGGUCUGUAAGUCAUAGUAAAACAGCUGGUGUACAGUUCCCUAGUCCAGGCUUACAACCAGGAGGAAGCUCAGGCAGUACCGGUGUUCUUGCAGAAACAGUGACACAGGGAGUGCAAAUGGUCAAUCAUUCUCCGCUAAAUGCACAGCAGUCUGGUAGCAUGGCCAAGGUUGGUCCCUUUGUUCAGCCUUACAGUCAGAGUGGGAUGCAGCAGAUUGGACCAUCAGGAGUGAAUCCUCCUCUACAGAACAAAUCAGCCUUCUCCAGUAGCUUGCCUUUUACAAGUGGCUUGAAGGGGUCUGCUUUAACUAGUGUUCCAAACCUGACGCCGAUGCAGCAGUCCCAGCAGGUGCCAACUGCAGGAGUUGUCUCAACGCAGGGUCUUUCUACAGGACCUACUGCUGACCCUGAGAAGCGCAAGUUAAUACAGCAACAGCUUGUCCUUCUGCUUCAUGCUCACAAAUGUCAGAGGCGUGAGCAAUCCAAUGGAGAGGUACGUCACUGUACCCUUCCACAUUGCAGGACGAUGAAGAAUGUGCUAAAUCACAUGACACAUUGUCCAUCUGGAAAAUCGUGCCAAGUUGCUCAUUGUGCAUCUUCACGACAAAUAAUUUCUCACUGGAAAAACUGCACACGACACGACUGUCCAGUAUGUUUACCAUUAAAAAAUGCCAAUGAUAAGCGAAACCAGCAGCCUUUGUUAGGUCCUGCCAGCACAGGCUUAUCAAAUUCAGUGAGUGCAGGAGCAACCCAUGGAGCAGCACAGCAAAAUACUCCAAAAGUAAACAGCAGUAAUCUCAUUGAUCCAAGCUCAAUGCAGCGGGCAUAUGAUGCUCUGGGGCUUCCUUAUGGUAACCAGCCUCAGGUACCUGAUCAGCAGCAAGUACAGAACCAGCCACAUCAACAGAUGAGAUCUAUUAGUUCACUUGGUACUAAUCAGGUAGACCAAGGAGGAUCAGGAAUUAGAGUUGCAGUCUCUGAACAGCAAACGGGCCUCAUGCCAGAUUCAACAAUUCCGUCUUCUCUUGUUACUUCGGGUCACUUAUUUUCGGAUGGCUCUGGUGGAAACAAAAUGACAAACAUGGGAAAUCUUCCAACAGCAGCACCUUUGUCUUCCCCUGGGGUUCAAAAGUCCUGGCAUGAGCAUGUUACUCAGGACUUGCGAAAUCACUUGGUUCAUAAAUUAGUCCAAGCCAUAUUUCCAACACCUGAUCCGGCAGCUUUGAAGGACAGACGCAUGGAGAACUUGGUGGCCUAUGCACGUAAGGUGGAAGGAGAUAUGUACGAGUCUGCUAAUAGCAGGGAUGAGUAUUACCAUCUGUUAGCUGAGAAAAUUUACAAAAUACAGAAGGAACUUGAAGAAAAACGUAGGUCACGGCUACAGAGACAGAAUGUUUUGGGCACUCAAGCACAGAUGGCUGCCACUAGCAACCAGCAGCCAGUAGUUCAUCAAACGCCUGCUUUGCCUUCAGCUCAAACCAUAAGACCACCAAAUGGACCAUUGCCCUUAACCAACAUUCCAAACCAGCUCACGAAUCACAUGCAGCCUCACCAAGGUAUUAACCAGUUUAAUCCUAUGACUGUUGGGAAUCCGCAAAUGACUCAGAAAUCCUCCCAAACGAACCCUGCAGGUCCUGUGAACACCUUGGAUGCUGUUCCAGCUAUGGCUCCAUCACCAUCAAGAUUAGCACAAGCCCCGAGCCUGUUUGGAGCCCAGAGUAGUAAUGUGGUUGGCCAGACAAAUAUUCAGAACCAGUUUCUGUCUCAAAACCAGUUUACAGUAUCACCUGGACCUAUGAAUGUAAAUAAUUUGAGUAUGGGACAACCUACAUCUCAAACUGGGGUUUCACAGACCCAUUCUCAAACACAGAAUGCUGCUGGAGUAACCAGUCAGAGUACUGCACUGCCUUGUCCACCUGCUGUACAGCCAUCAGUCCACGUAGCACCACCUGCAGAAGUGCAGCCUACUCGGCUUCCCUCCUCUCAAAUCCUGGCACACCAAUCGACUCAGCCCUCAACAACAGUUUCCUCUUUAGGACCAGCAUCUAUUUCAACUCCUAAUGGCCUUCCUAGUGUAGUUGCAGCACAAAGCACACCACCAGCUCUUGGAUCGCUUUGUGCCCUGACUCAGCCACUUAGCCCAGUUCAAGAGUUGCAACCUACACAUCCUACUACUGCUGCUGUUGCUGAGGCAGCAGGUUGUGUUGGUCUUCAUUCAGCUUCCCCAGGCACUGUUACCAAUGGAGAUCUAGACUCUCAGCAGUGUGGAGCUGACUUUGUAGUCAAUAUGAUGUCAAAAUCCAAAGAAGAGGAGGAGAAAUUUAAAUAUAGUGAACAUCAAGCCAAACUGAAACAGGAGCCUGAAGAUGAUAUAUUCCAAACAGCAUCUCAAGUUAAAGAGGAUUCUGAUGGUGUGGAGGGAAAAGCGGAGCCAAUGGAAGUGGAAGAAAAAAAAUGUGAUGUGAAGGCAGAGGUCAAGGAGGAGAAGGAGAUGGGAUCCAAUGGUCAGAUUCACCCUACAGUUGUGUCACAAGGCCACAGAAAAUUUUUUAAACCAGAAGAGUUGAGGCAAGCACUGAUGCCUACAUUAGAAGUUUUAUAUCGACAAGAUCCAGAAUCUCUUCCAUUUCGGCAACCUGUAGAUCCCCAGUUCUUAGGAAUCCCUGAUUACUUUGACAUAGUGAAAAAUCCCAUGGACCUGUCAACAAUAAAAAGGAAGCUGGACACUGGCCUGUACAAGGACCCUUGGCAGUUUGCUGAUGAUGUGUGGCUAAUGUUUAGUAAUGCCUGGUUAUACAAUAAAAAGACCUCCCGUGUCUAUAAAUGUUGCACAAAACUCGCAGAGGUCUUUGAACAAGAGAUUGAUCCUGUAAUGCAGUCUCUUGGUUACUGCUGUGGUCGAAAGUAUGAAUUUUCACCACAGACGUUAUGCUGCUAUGGCAAACAACUGUGCACCAUCCCUCGUGAUGCCACCUACUACAGUUACCAAAAUAGGUAUCACUUCUGCGAGAAGUGUUUCAAUGAAAUCCAGAAUGACGACAUAACUCUAGGCGAUGAUGCUUCUCAACCUCAAACCAUGAUUUCAAAAACCCAGUUUGAAAAGAAGAAAAAUGACACACUUGAUCUUGAACCUUUUGUUGAAUGUAAAGACUGUGGACGUAAAAUGCACCAGAUAUGUGUAUUGCAUAAUGAAUUCAUCUGGCCAUCUGGUUUUACCUGUGACAACUGCCUUCGGAAAACUGGUAGUACAAGGAAAGAGAAUAAAUUUUCUGCAAAAAGGUUACAGUCAACAAGACUUGGAAUGUACAUUGAAGAUAGAGUCAAUAAAUUUCUAAAAAGGCAAAACCAUCCUGAAGCUGGAGAGGUGUUUGUGAGAGUGGUUGCAAGCUCAGAUAAAACCGCUGAAGUGAAACCGGGAAUGAAAGCCAGGUUUGUUGAUACAGGUGGGAUGGCCAGCAGCUUUCCAUACAGAACCAAAGCACUUUUUGCUUUUGAAGAAAUGAAUGGGGUGGAUGUGUGUUUCUUUGGAAUGCAUGUACAGGAAUAUGGCUCAGAAUGCCCCUUCCCUAAUACCAGGCGUGUUUAUAUAUCAUACCUUGACAGCAUUCAUUUCUUUAAGCCUUGUUGUUUGCGAACAGCAGUCUAUCAUGAAAUACUAAUUGGAUAUUUGGAAUAUGUGAAGAAACUUGGGUGA
Polypterus senegalus (gray bichir) is the source of this 5426-nucleotide messenger RNA. RefSeq names its product CREB-binding protein-like. The transcript is spliced from 26 exons. Lineage: Eukaryota; Metazoa; Chordata; Cladistia; Polypteriformes; Polypteridae. Gene Ontology annotation, molecular function: transcription coactivator activity; chromatin DNA binding; histone acetyltransferase activity. The record is from RefSeq and is a predicted model, not a curated record. Gene Ontology annotation, cellular component: transcription regulator complex; histone acetyltransferase complex. Gene Ontology annotation, biological process: positive regulation of transcription by RNA polymerase II. Bases 1167 to 5426 code for a protein of 1419 amino acids.